CGAGUAGGGUUGGAUUUGGAUCUCGCCAUCUCGUCGUUUGUUUGUCUUCACGCUGCAAGUUGGUCAUCGAUCCAGCAGCGCAGGAGUUCAAGCGAGACCAGGUAGGCAGGCCGGAGGGAGAUCAGAUGGCGCAGGGGACGCUGGAGGUGCUGCUCGUCGGAGCCAAGGGCCUCGAGAACACCGAUUACCUGAGUAACAUGGAUCCGUACGCGGUUCUGAAAUGUCGCUCGCAUGAGCAGAAGAGCAGUGUUGCAUCUGGCAAGGGAUGUGACCCUGAAUGGAACGAAACCUUUGUGUUCACCGCCUCCCAGAGCGCAACAGAGCUCAUCAUCAAGCUCCUGGACAGUGAUGGUGGCACGGAUGACGACUUCGUUGGGGAAGCAACGAUUCCUCUGGAAGCAGUUUAUACAGAAGGAAGCAUCCCUCCGACUGUUUAUAAUGUUGUGAAAGAUGAAGAAUACCGUGGAGAAAUCAAAGUUGGUCUCACAUUCACUCCAGAGGAAGCUCGUGAUCAGGGUUACUGAACUUGUGUGGCCGGAACUGGAAGCAGUCGUCUUGAAAAGAAGCAGAUCCGUUGGUGUCUUGCUGCAAUUCUUUGACCAUAUCUAUGUAGAAGCCUGAGAGGAUAGUUUACUCGCAUACUUCACAUACUGUUGUUUUCUUGUGCGCUAAAAGCUGUAAUAAUGGUGUUGGCCACUUGUAUGAACUAUGGCUGAACUGCACUCUUGAUGUUCACUUAUUAUCUUGUCGUAAUUACAACAGGCAGAGGCUGCUGCAAGAGAUCA
Phragmites australis (common reed) is the source of this 785-nucleotide messenger RNA. RefSeq names its product elicitor-responsive protein 3. Bases 126 to 524 code for a protein of 132 amino acids. The record is from RefSeq and is a predicted model, not a curated record. Lineage: Eukaryota; Viridiplantae; Streptophyta; Magnoliopsida; Poales; Poaceae. The transcript has 5 exons.